AGAAUGCUGUCAGAAGACACUGGCCUGAUCUGAAGAACGAAUGUCAGCGAAUCAGCUGAGUUAGAAGUGCACAUAGUAUAUAUUUACAGAAUACCAUACAUAUUGAUGCUUUCAUUAAGUUACAUUAUGUGACGAACAAUUGCCACAUCAACUUCUCAUGAGUAAUGUGUCCUUGGUCUAAUUGUGACUCAUCUGUGAUAUGCAUUUCGUAUUUAGAGCCAAUUUGGACGCCAGUCAAUGGAUAGAAGCAUACCAAGCUACAAGACGCCACACCCGUGACCGUGAUUUCGUUCUCCCGGAACAUUGAUCCCCCAAUCUCAUUUCAGUGUUGACUGAUAACAGAUAAGUGAUAACUGAUGAUAAGAUCCUCAUGAGAUCAGAGACAAGAGUGACGGACACUGAUAUCAAAGAUUGAGGCCAUAAGUUUGGCACAUUGCCACAGCCAAGUAAGGUGGGAUUGUCAAUCCUCUUGGAACUAGCAUUCCUUCCUGGAACACUAGAAAUGUCUCGAAGGGAAGGUAACAAGGAACUAGGCUUGUAAAACAUCAAUUGAUCCAACGAGUUUGCUUCGUCCAGAACCGAAAAUUGUGCCGUCAUGUCUAACUUGCCUUAUCCAACCCGACCAGGAACAUUUCCAUUCCCAGCGGAUGAUGAGGAGCAUAGACCUGACCCUGAAUUUACUCAGCCUUAUCCUCCGUCAACCACCUCAAAUGCUCCAUAUCCCAAUCAUGCUUUUUCAUCAGGCGGAGACGCUCCAUACGUCCCUUCCAUGGGCUAUGGACCAGCCAGUGGUUAUGGAACCCAGCCACUGGGUCCAUAUCCGCCCAUCAACCCUGCCUCGCCUUACCCGGUCAACCCGGUGGGAUACCCGUAUUCAUCAGAUGUGAUGACUGGGUAUCCACCCCCGCCCAACGCCGGGCCUUAUGGAUCGUUUCCCAGUGUCCCAACUCCUCCCUCCAACUCGCAUUUGCCGUAUUCUCCCGUGGUUCAGCCGUAUGCCGUGUAUCCCAGUGCGGCCGAGUUGCCGUCCAACCCAGCGGCUAGUGAGCCUGGAUACGCCCCUGGUUAUGCCCCUCAACCAGGUAUGGAGAACGUUCGGUAUAACGACGCCCCAGGUUUGGGAUCCAAGUUCAUGUCGAAAGGCUUGCAAAAAGCGUUGGGAUCAGAUUCUAAUACAUUAGGUGCCAAAAUUGCAGAAGACGCUUUGAAUCGUUACAUGCCAACAGGGACUCAGUCACAAGAUAGAACGCAAUCCGGUUACAAUGCUAACCAAAGCCAUGGAUUCCCCAUUCCCAAGAUGCCCAAUGUUUUCCGACAAACCAGGGAAUCCAGUGUGCAACAUUUCCGGGAUCAGAAUUACGAGAGCAUUCAGAAAGACUGCCAGCGGAGUGGGCGACCCUUUGAGGAUCCGGAGUUCCCAGCUUCAAAUUCCCUCCUUGUGGACGAUAACUCGCAAUACAUCGUAUCGUACUUUGGCAGAUCUCGCUUCGAUAACUCCAUUCAGUGGCUCAGACCUCAGGAGAUUUGCGACCAGCUUGGUUUGAAUCGGGGGCCAAAAAUGUUUGUGGGCGAAUUAGAUCGCUUUGACAUCAACCAGGGUGAGAUCGGAAACUGUUGGUUUUUAGCGGCCAUGGCCAAUUUGGCGGAGAGCGAGCAGUGCUUCAGCAAGGUGGUGCCACCCAACCAGGACUUUGGUCCAGGCUAUUGCGGCAUCUUCCGAUUCCGUUUUUGGCGAUUUGGUGAAUGGCUUGAGGUGGUCAUAGACGACAGGCUUCCCACCCGAAACGGUGAGCUUAUUUACCUGAGGUCGGUGGAUAAAAAUGAGUUUUGGAGCUCGCUAUUGGAGAAAGCCUACGCCAAACUUCAUGGCUCGUACAAGGCUCUGGAGGGCGGACUGACCAUCGAGGCUGCCGUGGAUUUCUCAGGAGGAAUACCGGAAAUGAUAAGCCUUCAAGAGACCAAAAUGGCACCUGAACGCUUGUUCUAUAUCAUGUCAAAGGCCGACGCUCGAGGAGCAUUCAUGGGAUGUGCUUUGAACAAAGAGAAUGCCAGUGAAGCUCAGCGGAAAGGGCUACAAGCAAGGCACGCCUACACCCUCACAAAGGUCGUUGAAAUCCGCUCAUCUAACGUUCGAGCUGGGAUUCCGUUGGUACGACUGAGAAAUCCCCAUGGAAAUAGCAAGGAAUGGCGCGGAGAUUGGAGUGAUGAUGAUCGUAAUUGGAAGGCCAUUCCUAGCAACAUGAGAAAGACCCUUGGCCUCACGUUUGAGGAUGAUGGCGAAUUCUACAUGUCCUUCCGGGACUUUUUGAAAUAUUUUGGCGAAUUGGAAAUCUGCCAUCUUACUCCCGAAGCCCUGGAUGUUGGCGAUAACGAGCGGAAAUUUGACGUGUUUCACUUUCUUGGGGAAUGGAAACGGAACUUCAGUGCCGGAGGGUGCGGAAAUGAGGGAAUGAAUGCAUUUGCGAUGAACCCUCAAUUUUUCAUCAAUUUGAGUGAUCCGGAUCCUUACGAUGAGGAGACCCAAUGUCCAAUGAUUGUGUCUUUGUGUCAAAGACAAAAAACUAGAAAGACCGAGCAUGCCAUCGGGUUCAAGGUGUACCAGUGUGACCUGGACACCAAAACCCUGGAUGAAAGAUAUUUGAAGACUCACAACUCCAUGGAACGCACAGAUACAUUCAUUAAUUUGCGUGAGCUGAGUAAGAGGAUGGUAUUGCCCGCAGGACGGUAUUGCAUCAUCCCUUGUACUUUUAAACGCGGUGACGAGGGAGAAUUUCUACUCCGAAUUUUUGUAGAGCGUCGAUGGGGCAGCUCUGAGCACGGAAAAGGUCAAGCUGUAAUGGCUUCAAUGGAUGGCAAGCAAAGAGUUAUUCCCGCCGAUAUCGGUGGCUUCUCCGACCGUCUCUCUAAUCUAAGUAUUGGAGGGGCUAGUAGAAGUGAUGAUCCGGGAAUGGCUCCGUCAGCUCCGUCGAAGUCUUCAAACCCCAAGAAAAAUAAAAGAGACAAGAUCGUUGGAUUUGCACUCAAGAAACUGGAACAGAACUUUCCUCAACAUACACGGGGAUUGAGAGCUCUUCAGAGCUUCUACAAUUGGGCGACCGACAGAGAUUCUGAAUUUGACCUGCUUAAAACCAUUGUCAAGUCUAUAUAAGAGGUUCAGAUAAUCUUAUGGAAUGGUGCUUUAAUAUAUUACUUCAUGUUAAAGAAAGAAGCUCUGCUGCGAA
Molecule: messenger RNA, 3221 nt
Organism: Tigriopus californicus
Lineage: Eukaryota; Metazoa; Arthropoda; Copepoda; Harpacticoida; Harpacticidae
Product: calpain-B-like
Exons: 10
Coding region: 596-3148 (850 amino acids)
Biological process (GO): proteolysis
Cellular component (GO): cytoplasm
Molecular function (GO): calcium-dependent cysteine-type endopeptidase activity
Source: RefSeq, a predicted model, not a curated record